This is a messenger RNA of Closterium sp. Naga37s-1, 4443 nucleotides long. The record is from the annotation of a GenBank genome assembly. Lineage: Eukaryota; Viridiplantae; Streptophyta; Zygnematophyceae; Desmidiales; Closteriaceae.
AUGGCUACCACCAGUGUCCUUACCUUUGAUGCUGAGGGUCGUGCUGUUGACUUUGAGGUCUGGGUCGAUGACCUCCAGCUGUUCCUACAGUGCGAUAGGGCAGACGGACUCUCCCUGUUCGAUCUCACCUCUGGUGCCUCUCCUGCCCCGCCUGCUACUGCUGACAGCACUGUUCGCUCACAGUGGGCCACACGCGAUGCUGCUGCCCGUCUUGCUGUGCGUCGCCACUUACCGACCACUGAGCGUGCGCACUUUAGCCAGUACAAGAGUGCUAAGACCUUGUACGACGCUGUAGUUGCACGCUACUCCUCCCCUGCCACUGCUGCGCUUAGCCGCCUCAUGCUGCCGUACCUGUUCCCUGACCUUGCUGCCUUUCCCACAGUCGCUGACCUCAUUACGCACCUUCGCACUAGUGACACUCGCUACGGCGCUGCGCUUCCUGCAGAGUUCUGUGCCAAGAACCUCCCCCCCAUGUACAUCACCCUCUACUACAUAGUCACCCGGCUCCCUUACUCCCUUCGCUUAGUCAGGGACCACUUCCUCUCAGUUUGCCCCACCACACUCACCGUUGACCUCCUCGAGGAGCGCCUCCUAGCAGCUGAGAAGAGCAUAGUCGCUGUAGGAGCCUCUCGUGGUGACCCUCGCACCCCGUCUUUGAGGGGUGUUCCCCCUCCCCCCUCUUGCCCUCUGUUGCUUCUGCUGCUGCGGCCGACCUCGUUGGUUUCGAGUCGGUCGGCGCUGCGUCUGCCCCUAGCGGGAGACGCCGCGCCGGCAAGGGCAAGGGGGGCAAGGGCGCUGGAGGGGCUGGCGGGGGCGGUGGAGGUGGUGGUGGAGGCAGUGGAGGGGGUGGGGGUGGUGGUGGGAGUGGUGGCGGGGGUGGAGGUGUCGGUGGCAGCAGUGGAGGCGGAGGAGGCGGCGGCGGUGGCGGGGGGAGCAGAGGCGGCGGAGGUGGCGGAGGCGGCGGAGGUGGCGGAGGAGGCGGAGGCAGCGGUGGAGCUGGUCGCGGCUCUGCGCAGAGGAGUGGCUCCGGUGGUGGUCCGCGCCAGCAGCAGCAGCGCAGUCGUGAGACCCCGUCCCCCCAGCAGCUUCGUGAGUGGUACGCUGGGCGUCAGCGAGCGCUGCUUCGGCCGCCUGACGGACGCGUGGCGUCACCAGUUCCCUGACACCACUGAGAUCCCUCGCUGGGGAGAGCUGUCUAGGGCGGGGGUUGCUAUCUUUGAUCUUGAUUAUGAUGCUAUUCUUGCUGCCAUGUAUGCUGUGUCUACUAGUGAUGAGGGUGACUGUUACCUGUGUGUUCCGCCUGACCCGGGCAUUGAGGCUGCUGCUCUCGGUGCUGGUGAGGCUGCUGCUCUAGGUGCUAGUGCGUCUGCUGCCCCAGGUGCUGGUGAGUCUGCUCUCUCAGGUACCACGUCGGCUCAGGCCUUACACACCUUCACCCUUGACUCGGGUGCUUCCCGCUCCUUCUUUCGAGACCGCACCACACUUACGCCGCUUAGUCGGCCGGUUGCGGUCUCCCUGGCGGACCCCUCUGGGGGUCCUGUCCUUGCUAGCUUCUCCACUGUCUUACCGUGCCCGGCAGCCCCCUCUGGCACCCUGUCUGGUCCUGAGUCUGCGCCCUGCUCGUGUCGUCUCCUGUCCCACCAGACUCUCCUCUGGCACCACCGCCUUGGUCACCCCUCCCUGCCUCGUCUCCGAGGCAUGGCCUCCCGUGUCCUUGUCUCUGGUCUCCCCCGGUCCCUACCUCCCCUACCUCCGGGGCCUGCCCCUACCUGCGUCCCCUGCGUCGAGGGGCGACAGUGCGUCGCCCCUCACUCCUCCGAGUUUCCUCCGACAGAGGCUCCGCUGCAGACUCUUCACAUGGACGUGUGGGGCCCCGCCCGCGUCCGUGGCCAGGGUCACGAGCGUUACUUCCUGUUGGUGGUUGACGACUACUCGCGUUACACCACGGUGUUCCCCUUGCGCAGCAAGGGUGACGUCACUGAGGUGUUGAUCGACUGGAUCCGCGCAGCUCGUCUCCAGCUCAGAGAGAGUUUCGGCUCGGACUUUCCUGUUCUGCGUCUGCACUCUGACAGAGGCGGGGAGUUUUCCUCUGCCCGUCUGGGAGCCUUCUGUCGUGCACAGGGCAUCCGCCAGACCUUCACGCUUCCGGCCUCUCCGCAGCAAAAUGGGAUUGCUGAGCGCCGCAUUGGCAUGGUCAUGGACGUCGCUCGUACGUCCAUGAUCCAUGCGGCUGCCCCCCAUUUUCUGUGGCCGUUUGCGGUUCAGUACGCAGCGCAUCAGCUCAACCUUCAGCCCCGGGUCUCCUUGCCAGAGACCUCCCCCACCUUGCGGUGGACGUUGAAGGUUGGCGAUGCGUCUGCGUUUCGGGUCUGGGGAUCUCGGGCGUUUGUCCGCGACUUGUCUGCGGACAAGCUGUCCCCCCGUGCUGUUCCCUGUGUCUUCCUUGGCUUCCCCCCUGACGCGCCUGGGUGGCAGUUUUACCACCCCACCUCGCGCCGUGUUCUGUCCUCCCAGGACGUCACCUUUGACGAGUCGGUGCCUUACUACCAUCUCUUCCCCUACCGCACUGCGCCCCUCCCCCCGCCGCUGCUCUUCCUUGCGCCAGGUCCUCCCCCGGUAGACCCCCUCUCCCCUCAGGGUCCUGCCCCGUCAAGUGUGUCCCAGGUAGACGCAGUCGAGCCUGUCGAGGUAGCUGUUGACUCUGGUGCUGCUAGAGGUGCUGAGCCUGCGGGUGCCGGGUCUGGAGGUGCUGAGCCUGGGAGUGCGGAGCUUGGGGGUGCUGAGUCCAGGGGUGCGGAGCCUGGGGGUGCGGAGCCUGGGGGUGCUGAGUCUGGGGGUGCUGAGCCUGGGGGUGCUGAGUCUGGGGGUGCUGAGCCAGGGGGUGCUGAGCCUGGGGGUGCGGAGCCUGGGGGUGCUGGGUCUGCUCGUGUGGCCUCUCGCGGUGCUUCGUCGAGGCGGGAGCUACUCUCUCCGCAGGAGCUGCGCGAGUGGUUUGCCCGGCGCUGGAGCCGUGCUGCUGGAGCUGGAGGUACUACUGUUGCUGCUGGUCCCGGAGGUGCUCGUACUGGAGGUACUGGAGCUGCUGGGACUGGGGGUGCUGCUGGGGCUACUGGAGUUGGUCCUGCUGGAGGUACUGCUGGAGCUGCCGGCGGUACUGGAGCUGCUGAUCCUGCUGGUGUUGGCGCUGGUGGUUCUGCUGGCGCUGGUGCGUCUGAGGGUGCUGGAGUUGGCGCUGUUGGAGCUGGAGGUGCUGCUGGCGCUGGUGCUGCCGCUGGGGGUACUGGUGCUGUCCCUGCUGGUUCUGGAGGCGCUGCGCGGCCGAGGCCGUACUUCGUUCCGCUCCUUGAGCAGGUUCUUGGUCUCCCACCCUCUACUGGUCCUGCUCCUCCCUUAGAGUGUCCACAGCCUGUCCAGUCGCGGUCACAGUUACAGCCCGCCUCCCCCCUACCUGCUCCUUCUCCCUACACUGGUCCUACUGGAGGUCUUGCUGAGCGUCGUGAGCCUGCGUCUCGUCCUGCGUCGCCUGUUCGUGCUGCUCGCACUAGUGGUCGUGCUCCGCGUCCGCGUCCUCCUGCGGUCCCAGGCACACACCAGAUGGCACUGCGAACUUCCACUGCUCCUCUGCGUGUCCCGUUGCCGUCUCCUCCAGAGUCCUCUCUUCCUACUCUUGCUGACCCGGAGUCUGACUCUCUUCGUGCUGCCAGUCCUACUGUCACACGUCUCCUGGCUACUGUUGUCACUGGCCCUUCUUUUGAGUCCACUGCUGCGUCUGCCUUAGUUGCUGAGCUUGUCGACUUCGCUGCUCGCUGUCGUCUAGACUACGCUGCUAGUGUUGUUGCUGAGUCUGAGUCUGUCUGUCCUCCGUCCGUCGGGGGUGAGUGUGCUCUUAGCACGGACGUCCUUGAGGACAGGCAGGAGGAGUUCCAGUGUUUUGGUGCUGCUUUGCCUCAUCUCGUGUCCACGCUGAUUGCCCCUGAGGGAGACCCGGAUGCACCAGACAUCCCGACUCCUCGAUCGUACGCUGAGGCGAUCGAGGAUCCCUACUCCUCUCAGUGGCAGUCAGCCAUGGACGCAGAGAUGACUUCCUGGAAGUCCACAGGCACCUACGUCGACGAGGUUCCCCCACCUGGGGCGAACAUCGUCAGUGGCAUGUGGAUUUUCAAGGUGAAGCGGCCGCCGGGUUCUCCGCCUGUCUUCAAGGCGCGUUACCGUGACUACGAGCUUCACUCUUUUGACUUCAGCACAGCUUUCCUGCAGGGCAGCCUGCACGAGGAGAUCUGGCUGCGCCGCCCACCUGGCUUCACUGGGUCGUUUCCUCCUGGUACCCAGUGGAGCCUCCGGCGGCCAGUCUACGGUCUCCGCCAGGCGCCUCGUGAGUGGCACGACACACUGAGGACUACACUUGCGGCUCUUGGGUUUGCUCCUUCUACAGCCGACCCGUAG